This is a messenger RNA of Pocillopora meandrina, 11192 nucleotides long. The record is from the annotation of a GenBank genome assembly. NCBI's taxonomy places the organism in Eukaryota, Metazoa, Cnidaria, Anthozoa, Scleractinia, Pocilloporidae.
UUAUUUUCUUCUCCUUUUUUCAACUAUCAAGCCGCUUCAUCCGAUUGUGAGAAUCCUCCAUUAGACAUAUCUAUCGUGAUCGAUCAAACAAAGAGCGUCGGAGCGGACAACUAUGACGCCAUGUUGGAUUCGGUCAUGGCACUCAUUUCGCAGUAUGAUGUCGGUAGAGACAAGACACACUUCUCCAUCGUAACUUAUGCAAAAGAUGCACAGGUUCGUGUCAGCUUUGACGACCUAAAAUAUCAAAGUAAAGCGGCCCUUCGUGCACUGAUUGAAGAAAUGAAGAAGAAGGACAAGUUGGGGAACCCGACUAGGACUGACAACGCCUUGAAAGUGGUCGGUGAGAAAGUGUUCGACGAAAAGAAUGGAGAUCGACCGGAAUCACCAAAUGUCAUGAUCAUCUUCACUGAUGGGGGAACGCAUAAGAGUUCUAAGCCUUACAGCACCGUGCUACCAACUCUUGAGGUGAGAGCAGCAACUUUUGACUGAUAUGUCGUUUAAUUCAGUUUUUGUCCGCUUUCAGUCUUCAAACUUAAAGGUGACUUUUAAGGGAUAGAAUCUGCUCUUUCCAGAGACAGGUACAUUUACAAGUUUAUUGCAAGCUUACAAAUGUGCUUACAGCUGGUCGAGGCAAGCAAUGGUUUGACGCAUAACAUAAUUUUUAACACAUUUCUGUCAAGAAUACAACAAUAAAAAUGAAAACUGCAUUGCAGUAACUGAAAAGUACCACAAAAUUAAUGUAAAUGGGUCUUAACAACUCAACAAUUAUGAAUUACUGUCGAUUAAAACAAAUAGGCGAGAAAAAUUCGUGUGACUAGCUAUACACCUUUGCAAGAAAAGAAAUGAAAUUACUGUAUUAACAAAAAUAAGAGGAAAAUAAGAAAUUACAUUAUUUAAACUAAAAGGAUCAAAGCCAAUUAUUACAGCAAUAUGAAUCAUAACACCAAUAUUACAAAAAAUUAUUUAUAUAAUUGCCCGAGUUUUCAAGACAAUUUCUUAAUAAGAUCAAGCAAAUCAGUUUAAUCAUUUGCCUCCAAGAGUUUUUGAAGAAAGACAUUGUGAAAGUUGUCUUGUUUGAAUUUCUUUUAAAAGAAAUAUGAUGCAUAUGUCAUCGGGUAGACUAUUCCCAGACUAACGCCGUUUCUUGAAAAGGAUUUAUUUCACUUGUCUAGUCCAGAAUACUCGAAGAAGAAUUAACCUCUUAACGAUAAACUUGGGUUAUGUCGGGGAAUAUUAGAACACAGCAUGAUGAAUAAGUAAGCUUUAGUAUCCUCCCUUUUGUUUUCUUGACUGAACAACGUAAAAUGGUCAAAUGAAAUAUUCUGUUCUAAUGGGGUGAUCCUAUGAAAUCUUACAAUGCAGAAAAAGGGAGUACAACGUGUGGCUGUUGGAAUUGGAAAAAACAUUAAGCAGUCAGAGCUGGAGACUAUCGCUGGAGACAAGGAUCGAGUCGUUAACGCUAAAAAUUUCGAUGACUUGAACAACCAGCUGGACGAUAUUCGGGAAGCUACUUGUAGUAAGUAGAAUUUUUUUUAACGAUAAUUUAAAACACCUGAUAGAGCACUAGUGGUUGAUAUCUCCAGAAGUUUCCAACUGAUAUUCUUAUUAUAAUUAUAUUCUGACUGUGUAACAAAGAGUUUCCAGAUGGAUCUAGGGGUUGAACAAGUCUUGCACCGUCACCAACUACUUCCUUAGGUGGCUUAAAAAUUCAAAGUAAUUAAUCAUAUUAGGUUUUGAAACAUCUUACGACGUGUUUUUACCAGCAGAAAAUUUGUCGUAAAAAUACCUAGUAAAAUCAACUAAUCUCCUCCAUUAUACUUCGUAAGUUGAUUAUUACAAAGGAGAACCUCCUAGAAAGAUAGUCUAACCUACGCCCAUUGCUGACUUAGACUUCAGUCGCCACUGACACAAAGUCGCAAUGAAGGUCUCUCUCCCAAACCUUUUUUACUAUCCUUGUCUUUAAACUAAUUCCAAACCAGCUCUACAAGCUUCUUCAAUCAGUCCGUCUCUCCCGUCGGCAACUAUCAACCUUACAGGAUGACCUCAUCUUCAUUUACAAAAAUAAUGUACUCCAGAACUUUCGUAAACUUACAAAAUACAGUUUCCAUCGAAUUAUAUCAUAACUGCAUCACCUAUAGUAUGUGCAAGAAGUUUUCAUUGGGUUGCAUGAAAAUGCUGCAGAAUCCACAUCUCGUGAAAAACUUUUCAGUAAAUUUUCAGGAACAUUUUCCGUUCAUAACAAACAGAAAUUUUCCCAAGUUUUAUCUGAGCUCGAAUGAAAAUAAAAAAAACGUAUUUGGUCGAACUGCUUUCUUUUUUCGACUUCUUUUCCUCUCAAACAUAAAGACCCUGGAUAAAUAGUUUGCAUGAGUAGAAGAUAGCAAAAGAUGCAAAAAUAAAUCAAAUAGGAGGUAAUUUAGUGUUAACAACUGAGUUGAAAAUGCAAAUUGACCACCGUAAAGAGUUUAAAGGCUGACGUUUCGAGCGUUAGCCCUUCGUCAAUCGCUCUGACGAAGGGCCAACGCUCGAAACGUCAGCCUUUAAACUCUUUCCGGUGGUCAAUUAGCGUUUUCAACUCAGUUGUUAACACUAAAUUACCUGCUAUACUCUCCCACCGACGCAGCACCACAGUUUCUUUAGAAACUUACCCCCUUUAUUCAUAAAUCAAAUAGGGACCAGAAUGUUCAAGAUUAGAGGAUAUCGAACAUUAUUGUCAGCUGUAUAAACCACUGGCUAUGCCAAGCUCGUUAAAUUCUGAGAAUUAUUGCUUUGAUAUCAUUUUUAGAUAUUGAUGGAGGAUACACCGAAUGGAGUGAGUGGAGCAAGUGUUCAGCAACUUGUGGCGGGGGGGUGCGUUAUCACUCCCGAACCUGCACCAACCCAUCACCGAAAAAUAAUGGAAAAACGUGUAUUGAACAGAAUCUGGGUCCGGCCAAGGAAUCUGAAAAGUGCAACACCAAGCCCUGCCGUAAGCGUGAUAUUGAGUACUUUAAUGACUAACUUUGUUAACUGUACACUUUCUAUACGUUACACAUCCGGUAUUUGUAAAAAGACAUAAAUGUGGGCUGGGAUUAUCUUGAAGGCUUCAUCCAACAACAAUCAUUCAAACUGAUUUUUUCCUUAGCUACACCUGGUGGUUAUACUAAGUGGACUUCGUGGGGGAAAUGCAGCGUCACGUGUGGCGGAGGAGUUCAGGUACGAACAAGGACCUGUACCAAUCCCCCUCCGGCUGGUGGUGGACCGACAUGUAUUGAGCAAAAACUUGGACUUGCGAAAGAAACAAAGAGAUGCAACACUCAGCCUUGUGGUAUGUGAUGGCCGGUGGAAAGAAGGGUAGAAUAAUUAACAAAUUAACAAUUUCUGUUUAUAAUCUCUUUUCCAUAACCCAUAAGCAAUGGAAAGGUAACUACUCAUUAAAGUCAUGAUUUUUCUUGAUAUGUUGUAGAAGGCUCAGGAAAGUGGGUUUUCCUUUCAAAGUGAAACCUUUACCACCUCUAUGAUGGUACAGUUUUUUCCAGUAUAGUAUUCUCGAUGCCAAAACGCUUUUUGUUACGAUGCAUGUUAUCACAAUCAUUGCCGUCAUUUUAGUUUGUGGUACUAUAUUGUAGACGCACAACUAUAUGAAAUGAGUAUGCUAUCAUUUGCAGGUACAGAUGGCAACUGGUCUCCCUGGGGUGCCCCUGGUCCUUGUGAUAAGACCUGUGGGGGAGGUACUCGAGUGAGACAAAGAACAUGCACCAACCCACCUCCAUCUGGGGACGGUAAAGAUUGUGCAGGAAGCAGUACAAAAAAAGAGCCCUGCAACACACAAGCAUGUAUGUUCCUGUUCAAAGGCAUUGAUACUUCGUCAUGUCGAAUUAUAGAUCGAAGUUAAAAAAUCGCAAGGGGAACGAAAAUUUGGAUAAAAGGCAAUAGCCAUAAGUCUGUUAGGCCUUAAAUAUGCCCACGGUUCGCGGAAAUAUAUCGCCUCCAGUCGCUUUCAAUCCAAAAUGGAAAAAAAGAACAUUUCCUUCAUAUUUUUUAUUUACUGUUCUACACUUUUUUUUUUUUUUACUAGAGAUGUAAGUCUUGGAGUUUAGGAAUAUUCCCUAGCAAGAUUUAUGUAAAGGGGUCAAUGAAAAUUUAAAAAGUGCAUUUUGUGAGGAAUGAAAUUCAGGGGAGAUUAAAACCGUACAAUUCUUGCACCACCUUUGGUUGUAUUGACCCCAGCUAGUUUUACUCCCACUCCCUCCCAAAGGCCUAACCUUGGAGAAGGAGAAGCGAGGAUAAGCCUUUUUGCCAUGUCAUCUUGUUGAGCUUACAAUUCAUCUUUUCUAAAGCCCCCUUCCAUUUAUUUUUUUUGGUUUAUGAUAAACUCUCAUAUCAACAUGACGAAAUGGCAAGGAAUUUACCUUUUUUAUCAUCAAGGCCCAACUAAAAAACCGGAACCACCUCCACCCAGACCUUGUAAGGAACAUCUCGACGUUGGUGUCAUUGUCGAUUCCUCCAACAGCAUCAGUGGUGGUGAUUAUAAUAUAGCACGUAAUUACUUAGUUCGGCUGGCUCAAAGACUAGAGGUUUCCGAAGCUGGAACACAUAUGGCGAUCCUUCUCUACAGCUGGGAAGCACAUCUCUGGCACAAGUUUGUACAUUCUUGCCACAUACAGAGCACGUCUGGGUUUGAAGCUGAGGCUGAACUUUCAUUUUUUGGAGGGGAAGGGAGGGUGGGUUUUUGUGGGAGGGGGCUCGAGCCUGUAAAUUUCAAUCGGGCACAGUUAAUAAUAACUAUAUUACUAUAAGAUAACUGAAUUGUUGAGGUUCGUAACGAUGAUGAUAAAAAUGGCAUUGUCUAUAGGUAUUUGAUUCAUUUUUUCUUUUAAACUACAUUUUUUAAUUUAAUUUGUUUUGCAACUAUUCUUAAAGCCAAUUAAAGGAAUUGAAUAAAUGACUUUCAGCCUACCUGAAAUAAUUUUCUAGGACAUAUAUUUUCUAAUAGUCACGGUUUUCAUAAGGCUUAAGUUUUACAAGAUUUUUAUAUGAAAAUGGCUGUUUAUCUGCGCUGAUUUCAGUUAGGAAUGUCGUUUAUUUUUUUAUUCUUCAUGGUUCGAAAUGUCUUUCUGUGGUAGCGUCCAUUUGAUGAGCUGUUUAACAUGCAGUUUCAACUUUCUUAUUUAUAGACAGCGUUAAUCUUGUCCUUCACUAGCUAGACUUGUUUCUUCUCUCCUGCACCAAUCACUUGAACAAGAACUGUUCCACCUCGCAUUCCUUAACGAAAUGAGCUCAGCUCCUUCAGACGAUCGCCCCUGAACAUUCCUACAGCAAAACGUCUCUAAUACUAUAACACUUUCCUCCAAAGACUCGCACAACUUUCUUCCUUCAGCUCAUUUCCGUCAUCAAUGCUUUUCAGAUUUACCGAUCCGCAAAAUAUUAAUGCACUAACAGCCAAAGCCAGAAGCUUGCCGCAUAUUCAAGGUGGAACAAGAACAGACAGAGCCCUAGAACUAGCUGCGGAAGAGUUUUUUGGUUGGGACAAUAGUGGAGACAGACCCGAUAAACCAAAUGUGCUACUUGUGCUGACUGAUGGUGACACAAACGAAGGGAGUAAGCCAUUCAGUCAAGUUAUUCCUCCUUUGAAUGUGAGUUAUCUUUCAAAUAGCAGAUCGAAACACUUAGAUAGACUCGAGAAACUGACCAUGUAAGCUCUUAAAAUCACUCAAUCUCUAACUAAAAACUCUUUUUAGGAAAAGAUGUGAGGGUAUGGGUGAUUUGGCCAGAUCUCAAUUUCAAAAAUGAGUCCUCGGAUUUCAAACAUCCCUAAAACUUACCUCUCUAUUUUUGCAGGAUGCGAACGUAAGGAGAAUUGCUGUUGGAAUUGGAAGUGGAAUAGAUAUCUCGGAGCUUAGACAAAUUGCUAGCUCCAAUAAUGAUGUACUUCAGGUUUAUGGCUACUCACAGUUAAUCCCUAAACUAGAGUCCAUCAUGAACUUGGCUUGUGGGAAUCAGUAUCCAGGUUGGUUGACUAGAACUAAUGGAAAAACCUAAUGUAAAAUCAAGAAAUUAUGUAACAUCGUCAACAACCGUAAAUAAUUUAGUCUAACGUAGUCGGCUGAAUACCUAUUUCACCUUCCUAAAAAAAUAUUAAUUUUGCUCAGCAAAAACUACAAUUAUCAUCAACCUCUUUUGUAAUAUCGAUUGGAAUUAAAUUAUGUUCAAUUUCUUAGAUAUAGACUCAGCAAAUGUUUUUUUUACGCUACAAUUUUGGUUAUUUGGAAAGUUAUUACAUUUCGUUGCAUCUCCCAAAAAAUCAGUAUUAACAAAGUUUAUUUGUGUUUAUGACACCUGUUUUACUUUGGUUUUACCUCAAUAGGUAAUUGUGGCAAUUGGGGCUCCUUCGGAGGCUGUAGUAAGAACUGUGGUGGCGGAAUUCAAGUUCGCUCGAGAAGUUGUCCGGGAAACAGUCUUCAUUUGAGGAAACAAAAGAAGCAUUGUGCCGUCAAUCUUUGUCCAGGACAAAGUAGGUAUUUUAAGUGGUAUCAAAUUCUCUUUUCAAAGAUUGAAAAGGACUCUCCUUAUAAAAAUAAUCAUCACUUAUUACAAUGAGAGAUUUCUGAUAUACAGUGACAGUGAUGUUAGCAGUCGUUGAAGUAGUCGUAAUAGUAGUAGUAAUAGUUGUAGUAAUAGUAGUUUAUGCGAAUGAAAGUCAUCCUCGCAGAAAUGUGCACUACUUGAACAAUAUUGAAAAUAAGGCCUGAAAAAAAUUCAGCCCUGAAUUUUUUCAGGCCUUAUUUUCACUACUGCUCAAGUAGUGCAUAUUACUGCGAGGAUCACUUUCAUUCACGUAUUUAUCCGCAGUUCAAAUAUAUGACUUUCAUAUAUUCUUAGCCGUUUAAUAGUAGUUUAUAUAGCUAAGAUAUAUCGAAAAAUCAACUCUCAAAAAGAUAACUUCAAACCUUCUUGUUUUGACAUUUGGUCCAAAGCUGGAUCUAUUUCUAUGGCGCGUAGAUGCUUCUUUGUAAAAAAUAGAAACAAAUAUUUAAUGGAUGUUAUCCAUGUUUGAAUUUAUGUAAAAAAGCAGAAAUAAGACAGUUUACUAAUUUUUUGGAAAAAUUCAUCGUGACAAUACUCACAGCUAAAACGUUCCAGGUACUCUGCAUUGUUAACACAGUGCUUUAAUAUAGCUUUCGCCGGUGCGGCACGCCAGUUUUGAGAUAUUCAAACUGAUAGAUAUCCUUCCAUGCGGUUUAGUUCAUAAUACACUAUAUAGUUAUAUGAAAAGUUCCGAAAAAAACUUUUAUUAAUCAUCUGAAGUCCGUAAAUUCUGCCGGAGUAUCAACUUUGGCCAGCAGAUUGAUGCUAGGCCACUUCAAACGACUUGGCUGUUUCGUUGUGAUAGUAGUAAUAGCAGUAAGUGUAGUUUCAGUGACGAUCUAGUUUUUUAAUUGAUCAUUCUUUAGAGCCUUGUGAAGACCAUGCAGGAAAUUGUGCAGUCAGAGCUGCUGCAGGAGACUGCUGGAGGACCGCUAAUGUACCUUCCAGUCAACGCUUGCUCUACGUUGGCAGGACGUUUCCUUUGUGGAACACUUGUCCAAAGAGCUGCAGACGAUGCAAUGGUAUGAGUAAAAAGGCAAAAAAUUGCCAUAUUUAGCUUUCUCCCCUUUUUUUAGUCUUAUUAUUUUCAUUCUUUAAAUUUUUCCUUUUUCUUUAUCUUAUUUUAAUUCACUAAUUUCCUUCCAACCCUUGAUAUUCUACAUGCAUGUUACUUACCAUCCCCUCCCUCCUCCUCUUUUUCUUCUUCGUCCCCUUACUAUUCCACAUGUUUCAUUCUUUAACUUCUGUACGUCUUUUUCUUCUCUUUAGUUGAUACCUCAUGCCAAGAUAGUGAUCCCUAUGUUUGUCCUUGGUGGUCAGUAGCUCACCGCAAUUCGAUGAAAUGCGGUUAUUCAUGGACACAAGGCGGGUUUCAAAGGUACAGUCUUGGAGGUAAGCAAUGAAAUACAAUAAAAGCUACUUGAAGAUGCACAUUUGGAAAGCGGAGGAAUGUUGCGACUUCUUGUCCCUUGAUUCCACGGAACGAAGGCUAGUUAAAAUCAAACAAUUUUCCAGAGCUGGGAGUGACAUGAAGUGACAGGUUAUAAUUACAGGAGCUACUAAUUAAAGAAGCCCCUGAGCAUUUGAACUCGAACAAUUGUUCUUGAAUAAGAACACAUAGGGAUCCUUUAUGUAGUCACGACCGUAACUGGCUAUGUUUGCUCAUCGGCUAAGAGUUCAUCAACGGUUUGACAUAAGUUGGGACAACUGCAAGACCUUUUUAGGAGUUAAGAAUGUUAGCAUUGUCACCGGAAUAAUGGCCGAGGACGAAGGUUUUUAUCAUUUGUCGUCUGCUACUUUAGACACAAGGUUACCAGUCAUGCGAAUUGUUACGGCAUUUGGCGGUAGAAAUGAUUCUGGACUUACAGAAAAGAUUACACUGCUGCAUAGGUUUAAAUCGGAGUCGGAACAAAGCGGCAGCUCUAAUACAAAACGAAUGGACAAGAGUGUUUUUUAUUAUUUUUAUUUUGUCCCUUUUAUUUUUUUAUCGUGAGGAUUAACAGGUUAAUUUGAUCGACACUAGCUUUGUCAGGCUAGCAUUUGGAUUUGAUAUUGUGUUGAAUUGCGAAUGCAAUGACUAGUCCGACUGGUCUUUCUUCUUCCUUCAGACAUGUGCAAGAAAAGCUGUGGCAAAUGUAAUGGAGGCGGCGGCGGCGGCGGCGGAGGAGGAGGAGGAGGAGGUAGGAAUUCAUAAUAUUAUUCUAUUGGAAGCAGCAACUCGCCUGCUUCCAAUUAUUUCAUCACAAGUACACUUGUAUUCUUCUUAUUUAUAUGAAGCUGUGCGUAUGAAAACAACGAUUGAAAAGAACUCAGAUGUAAAAAUCACUGCAUUCCUUUAUCAUAACUUUGUUAUGUAGUAAAAUGCAAUGAAAAUAAAACGAAUUUAUCCUACAAUCAAGCCUUACUCCAAGUGGUAAAACACUGGAGCCUCUGUGGCUACUCCACAUCAACCACACAAUGGGCAGCAAAGUGGACUCGAUCAAUGCCUUUAUAUUUUCAGCGUUUAUGUUCUAGUAACUACAAUUUCCUUUGCUUGUUUACCUGCCUCUUUUUGUUUUUUUAUUUUAUUCUGCAUCUUGUAGUGUGCCAGGAUCGACUGGGCAUAGUAUGCCUAAGGAAAGUCCGGUUUCCAGGUUGCGGUAACUCUUUUGUGAAAGGUCAGUAACGAUGAGUUCUGGCUGAGUUCUCCUCCUCACUAACAGAUGCAUCUAUUGCAGCUUCAAAUAAGCUGCCCAACGUUCACCCCUUAAGGCAAAAGUCGUAAUAUCAAAUAUUGCUGUCGGUCAAAUUUUAAGCUUAAAUUAAGACAGUCCCCGUGUGGUAUUAUCGGUCACCAUACAAGUGAAGGGGAAACAUAGGCCGCGAAAAGACACCUUCUUGGGCCAUAUGUUACAACAACAAGUUUAUUUUGGUUUUUAAGACCACGAAAUUAACACAAGGUGCUGUUAGUUCGCUGAUCCAGAACUGGAAAUCACUCUUGAUUUUGAUUUUUCCCGUAAAAAAAGUUUGGUUGGGUUUUAUUGUAUCACAUUGCGAUUCUGAAAUAGUCUGAAAUAAGAGGCCAGUGUGCAUAAAAAAAAUCACACGAACCCCAAGUUAUCGUAAGGUUAUGCCACAUAAAAUUUCAGAUUAUGAGGGUGUUUGAGGUUUCAUAGAGUAACCUACCUGUCCUAAUAUGCUCAAGUCCACAAACAGAUAAAACUACGCGAGGUUCUUGAACAGUUCUGGUUAUUGGGAGUCAAGAAUUCCUCAUUUGGAAAGCCCACUAGGAGAGAUGAGAAAAAUUAGAACCAAUAUUGAUACGUCAUAAGUAAGCGGCCAAUCUCUUAGGCAAUUUUUAAUUUUAUCAAAUCUUCCGUACACUUAAAAACUUUUUCCGUUUGAUCUAGUUACACUUUGGUGUUUUAAAAUUCCAAAGAUGUCUUGAUAUCUAAUUUACUUUUUCACCGCUGAAAUCAAAUUUUUUUUAUUUUUAGAGCAUAGUUUUCCUUUAAUCGCGUGUCGAGUGUCACAGUUCUUUUAACUCCUUGAACCAAGCGAUUUCAUGUGGUUAAAUAUGCCCUGGAAUCUGUUUUGUUGGGAGGAAACCUUUAGAUCACUUACUAUAUCUGUAAUAUUAAUACCAGUCCCAUAACAUUCACUUGACUGGUCUCUCUUCUUCCUUCAGGAAUGUGCCAAAAAAGCUGUGGACUUUGCAGCGGAGGUAAAUAUUGGUCUCAUACCAUUACGACUCCCUCGUGAUAUAAGAAACAAAAAGCCCCUUUUAAUUUGUGGCUGUCACAGCAAAUAAAACCAAGGGGACAUUUCCGAAAUGACAAACUUUUGUCGAAAUUCAUUCCUUCUUCUCCCUUCGAUAAAUAAAUCUGGUUUGUGGAACUGUAAAACUUUCCCGGAGUAUUAAAUUAUCGAGAGAUCCUUUUUUGCCCCAGUGUUACUUAUGACUGAAAUCAAAGCAACUCUUUGUCAAAUCGACAAAUUGGUGGGACAGUGUCAGAGAGAGAUGGACAUCAUGUUCCAUCUAACGGUUUGUAAUCGCAAAAUCCACAAAGAACAUUUCCUGUAAACUGUAAUCCUAAAAUUUCACCAUUGCUUUGCAGCCCUUUCUCUUCUGUGUACAAGAGCAUGUGAUUAAUUCUUUUAAAUCCCGCGUUCGACCUUUAUAAAAGCAAAGUUGGUUUUAUGAAAAAAAAUAUUAAGCUAACCAAAAUAUGAUUAUCAUCGGGCGGUAUGCCAAUUGCUUUCGCGACAUUUAUUUACGGUAGCGAAAAAAUUACAGAUGUGUAAAAGUAGCAGUCAUCCAUCGAACAUACAAGAAAAUGGCUAAUUCAGGAAGUAUUCAUUAUCAUUUUGGGCAUUACUACUUUUUUAAUUCAGUUUAAUCUACUACUCUUUUAUCUUAGGCGGUGGCGGUGGUGGCGGCGGUCAUGGUGGCGGUGGCGGCUAUGGAGGCGGCGGUCAUGGUGGCGGUGGUCACGGCGGCGGGCAUGGAGGCGGCGGUUUUGGCUUCGGAGGUGGUCGUCCUGGCGGAUUCGGAGGCGGUCGUCCUGGCGGAUACGGUGGCGGCCGCCGUCCUGGUGGAUUCGGCUUUGGACGUUGAUGAAAAAACUGACCGUGGACUACAGUGA